Messenger RNA from Drosophila guanche, 1276 nucleotides. RefSeq lists its product as uncharacterized. The record is from RefSeq and is a predicted model, not a curated record. The coding region runs from base 65 to 850 and encodes 261 amino acids. The transcript is spliced from 2 exons. Lineage: Eukaryota; Metazoa; Arthropoda; Insecta; Diptera; Drosophilidae.
UUGUGUGUGCUUUCUGUGUGAAAUUGAGUGCAUACUGUACAUAUUUGAGUGCAUAAUAAAAAUUAUGGCAGCAAUCACUGGAACCAAAUUCAGCUUGGACUUUGAAAAGCUGAAGGAAACAUUUGCUGAAAUCUGCCCGGACUUUGGGGAGGAGCUCAGCUAUGAGGUGGCCAGCGUGUCUCGUCGCUUUGCCGAGCAAGUGAUCUUCUCGUACAGCAAGCAGGCCAAGGCAGCCAAGGCUGAGAAGAAGGACAUGACCUGGACCAUGCGGCUGGACGUGAAGAACGAAGAUGGAUUUGAUGUUCGCAAUGAGGUGCAGAUACUGACGCACUUCCUACGGGAACCGCUGCUGACCCAGCCCUUUGUGAUGCGCAAUCAGCUGCGGAUCACAUUUAAGCAGGCCAGCCUGCUGGCUGUGCACAAGUAUUGCCAGCUGGUGCCGCACUUGGUGAAGCGCAGAGAGAUUGUGCUCACGCCGCUGGCUGGUGCUGUAUUUGCCCAGGACGACAUGCCAAAGCUGGCAGAGAUGCUGGACGUUCCUCUCGCCGAUCUGGUUAUGGCUGUCAUCAGCAGCUGCCAGACGGACGGCUACUACCUGGAGCACAGUCGCUGUCACAUCGCGUUGGUGGCACUCGUAAAGACGGUCGCCGAUGACAAGAUGCGCUCCUCGAUCGUUAAGAAAACCAUCAAAAUGUACAAGCAGCACGGCAAGCACUUCGACAUGGAAAAGUACAAACUUUGGAGUACAUUCCAGCGACGUUCUGCUCCUGCCUCGAGAGAGGCAAAGGCAAAGCCACAGACGAGGACGAGUAUGAUAAGCUGGCCGCGCAGGUUCUGGCUUUGCAACUGAGCAGGCACAAGGCGGGGGAGCCAAGCCAGAUUAAAGGUACACCAAAGCGUGCCAUGAAAUGUGCAGCCAAUUUUCAGAUGGCCAAAACAAGCCUCAUGUGAAGAUCCAGCUAUGUCUGAACUGGAAUUAAGCAACGGCAAGCAAAUUACACAUCGCACAUGCGAGUUUGAUUUCAAUUUACUCUAUAAAACUCACCUUAAUUUGGCUUAGGCUGAAGAUGGGAAUUUGUUCUUGGUACUUCCAUCUAAUUAUGACAACAAUCUACGUUCUUUCUUUCUCACUUAUAUUUCAUAUAUUAACACAACUUUUUGUCAUUCCUGAGCUUGCAGAGGCCGCACAUCAAGGAAAUCGUUUCUUAACAGAUUACCAAUGAGACCGAUCGUACUUCGAGUUUACAAACAAAAAUAAAACAUAACUUUCCGAGUA